AUCCAGCCUACACUGUGUUCUUCAUUCUCAGGCCGGGUAGGACCCCAGCAACAACUCUUCUAUCGGUUCAACCUAUGAAGAUUGAGCUUUACAAUCGCAACCCAUCCUCCGAAUAGACAACGUUUUGUGGAACUAUAUCACUGUCACUGAGCAGAAGACAUUCUUAAAUUGUUUAAUCCGAAUCAGAAGGCACUGGGAAGAGGCGCAAAGAAAAAUUUUCAUACUCGAUGACAUUACAUCGAAAUGUCCGAUCGUUUGGGGCAAUUAACCAAGUCCAAGGAUGGGAAAAGCAAGUAUUCCUCACUCAGCCUAUUUGACAAGUACAAGGGAAAAUCAAUAGAAUCUCAGAAAAAUACAGUAGUUACGCGACAUGGCUUGCAGAGUCUUGGCAAAGUGGCAACAGCCCGGCGUAUGCCCCCACCCGCUCACCUGCCUAGUCUAAAGUCAGAAAACAAAGGAAACGAUCCUAACGUGAUUAUAGUGCCCAAAGACGGUACAGGAUGGGCGAACAAGCAGGAACAAACCGAUCAAAAGAGUUCCAGUGCAUCUACGCCACUGCUGCCGGAGUCGCAGCCGCAGCUGGCUUUACAGAAAUCUGUCUCCAAUCUUCAGAAGUCCUCACCAGUAGCCAACCAGGAGAACACAAACACAGGUGGACCAAAGCAAUGGGCCCAGCUAAAUGGGAAGGCAGUAGAGCAAGAUGGUUCAAGGGCCUUAAACCGACUUCAGCCCUUCUCUCACGAGGAAUUUCCCACCCUGAAGGCAGCUGGAGAACAGGACAGAGUUGGCAAGGAAAGAAGCGGCUUCGAUCCGUCGUAUGGGCCCGGACCAAGCCUCCGCCCUCAGAAUGUGACAAGUUGGAGGGAAGGUGGUGGCAGGAACCUUCAGCCCUCCUCCCUGACCCUCAGCCUGCCAGCAGAUCCUGAGGGUAAGACCACUGCCCUGGGUGAGACUGGCUCCCCUCCGGCCUCAUUGCACCCUUCCUCUGCCACCGGCACCACCUCUGCUACCGCAGUGACCACUCAGUCACCGAGCCUCGACCCCAAGGAGCCUUCCCUCAGACCCGCCCAGCCAGUCCGCAGACCAGCCGUCCCUACUGCCCUUCAGUAUCAGCUUCAUCACACUUCAACCGCUGUCUACCACGACAUGUUGCCUGCAUUUAUGUGCGCUAAAGAGACGCGUGAAACGCCAACUGCUGACAAUGUUACAACCACCACAGCAACCCCAGCGCGAUUUGACAGCAAACCCACUUUUAGACCAAGCUAUGCCAAACCUGAACUUGUCAACGGCGAUUUAAGAAAAGAGAACCGCUUUGUUCGUGCUCCAGCUCGUCUUUCUUCUCAGCCCAUCCGCAGGCCCAGCGACAAACCAGCGCGUCCAGCCAUUAUUAACCCAGAGGACCUGAAGGAUCUGGACGACCUCGACAACGAUUGUGAGGACGGAUGGGCAGGUCUUCACGAAGAAGUAGACUACAGCGAGAAGCUCAAGUUCAGUGACGAUGAAGAAGAACACUCCUGUAGUGACAAAAAUAAAAUGUGGGCUGAGUGGGAGAGAGCGAAAGAAAACCAGCGAGACUGCCAGUCCUCUCUUAGUUCAGGAGAAGCAACUUACUCUCAGGAGGGCGCAGAUGACAAUUACUCUUCCCAACAUCAUCACCAUGAGUCCCAUAGGAAACCCAUCAGCAGAUUUCUCUCUACUGACAGUCAGAAAAACCAUAGCGAACCACCAACCGACUCAGACGAUCACCAGCGGUCUCAAAGUCAAGCACCAGCCAGAGCAAAAUACCUGUCCCCUGAAGUAUCCGAGGCUGUUGAGAGAGCCCGGAGACGGCGAGAGGAGGAGGAGAGGCGUGCUCGGGAAGAGCGACUAGCUGCCUGUGCUGAGAAACUCAAAAAGUUAGACGAGAAGUUUGGGAAGUCUGAAAGACCUGCAUCAAAGACGGAAGAUAUUCCGAAGGAGGCUGAGGGGAAAGAAGCCCCACUUUCUCCUAACCGGGAACACAGUAAAGGCCAUAAUGAAACCUGGCAGUAUAGCACAAAAGAAGGAAGUGAGUGUCUGCCAGUCAACUCCUUUGCCCAUAGCUAUCGUGAAGAGCACCAUCGUAGCAGUGAUGAUGACGGUCCGGAAGCUUCCUCCCCUUCAGACGACUACAGUGGACGCCAAGCGUCCAAACCAGUUCCACCCCGCUUUCAAAAGCAGUUACAGCACCACCAGCAGCAGGAACAAGCCCCCAAAGUGCAGCAUUGGCAGCAGUCCAGUCAUCCUUCAAGCUCAAGUCAUAGCCAGCGGGGUUAUUAUCCCCAACAUGUGCUUGGGUUUGAUCCCCGCUGGAUGAUGAUGCCACCUUUCAUGGAUCCACGCAUGACACAAGGCCGCUCUCCGGUGGACUACUACCCUGGUUCUAUUCAGUCAUCAGGAAUGGUAAAACCCAUUGUGCAUCAAGACCACCUGAACAGUCCUAGCUCUGAUGAGGGAUGUCAUUCCAACCUACACCAAGAAAGACGGGCCCCAUCUACUGAGCCUUACCCAGUUUGGAAUCAAGAUGGCUACCCUCUACGCAGCUUCACUCCACCCUAUCAGAGGCAGCAUGAAACUUCUGACAGUGACCUGUUAGGGGAAAGAGGUCAUAUUGCCCCUUCACAACGGGACUCGUUUGAAGAUGGGACCAAUCAGAGCUUGACGCACAACAGCGAUGACCAUCCCCAUAAUGCUUACUAUAGCCGAGACUCUGAUAAAGAACGCAAACACCAUGAGACCGGCCUUCUCACCACCACUCAAAACCUCGGCCAGAAGAGUGAAGGUACAAAGCAGGACCAAAGAGACAAACACCUGAAAGAUGCUCUUGACUCUUAUGACACCUUAGAUGGGUCCAAGGACAACUGGAAAAGAGAUGGAGGAGGCCUCAGUUCCCCAAGCCAGUGGCCCGAAGCUAGUUCUAGCAAUAGUGUCAACCAGACAUCUGAGACUAGUGGUCGGACAUUGAUUCGUAGAACUGGGCCCAUCAAGAAGCCGGUCCUUAAGGCUCUCAAAUUGGAAGACAAGGAAAAUGAAAAGCCUAAACCUGAACCUGAAGAGAAGCCUGUCCCCUAUCGUCUGGAGAAGGAAGUUCUCACUAAUGUUUAUGAUUUGAAGAAAGAUAACCAGCCUGCCAGUAACAGGCGUCCAGCAUCACCUGUUGUUGAGAAACAGCCUGAAGAGAGGCUGCGGCAGUCACCAGCUCUUAGCAAAACGGACCGGCCUCUUAGCACCCACAGUGAUGACUUCCCUAAGGAAACCCACCUUGGCAGUGGCAGGAGCCAGUUACUUAGAGAGGGCCAGGAAAAUAACAGAGAUCCUCAGGCCCCACGGCGCAAUAACUGGAUAUUCAUCGAUGAAGAACAAGCGUUUAGUUCUGUCAGAGGAGGAGGUAGAGGUCGCAGUCGAGGCUUCAGGGAAUUUAGCUCCAGAGGGGGAAGCCGUGGUGGCCGAGGUGGGGAUAACCUCAGAGGAGGGUACAACAACAGCGGUGGUGCUCCGAGACCUGCUAGAGGUCGAGGACCACCCAGAGACCUCCUGAAGGUUGACGAGUUCCAGAGGGGCAAACCUCGCAGACGAAAUGUCAGUGAGACCUUGAGCGAAGCAUCGGAGUAUGAAGAACUUCCCAAGAGGCGGCGCCAGAAGGAAGCAGAAAACAGAGAAGGUUACAUAGAGUCCGGUGAGGUUCGUAAGGGCGAUAGAGACUCUUGGAGGUCCAACAAGGUGUACACCGAUGACCAGACAGCCUCAGAUAACAGAGAAAAGGCAAGGAUGAGGGGUUUUGGAGGUCGCGUUCUGCCCCCUAGACUGAAUACAACCAACAGUUACAAUCGAACCUUUGGAGGGUCGAGGGACAUUUCUUCCUGGAGGGGCCGGGGACACCAGUUCAACAGCAACAGUAGCUCGAUGCAAGAGAACGGUUAUGGACCUGGAGCUGAGGUCGCUUAUUCCCGCAGACUUCCAGUGGAGCGCGAUGCUCUCAAGUACACUCCAAAAUUUUCAGGCUCUUUCACAGAAAAUGGUGGCGAGGACCGUGAAGGAGAAUACUACUUUGAGAACGACAACCCUGACAGACAGAUGCUAAGACGGCGGCGUCCCCCGCGUCAAGACAAGCCUCCCCGUUUCCGACGCUUACGUCAAGAACGGGAACCCGGUUCAAAUCAGUGGACAAGCGAUGAGUACGUCAACGGAGACUUUGCGAAUCCCUGGCCUACUCGCUCCAAAGGCAGCGGAGAUGACCACUGGCCCGGUGGUCACUUCUCAGGACGCUCCAGCCAGCAUGGUCAGACUGAAGAAUGGGAGACGGGAUCAGACAACAGCGACUUUGGUGACUGGAGAGGAAAGCAAGGUGGCAGCGGGAAUCUAGCUGUGCAGGGACAUGUUGACAUUCCCUCAGACUCUGGUCACAGUGAACCCGGCUCUGGGGAGAAGAGGGAGCUUUCAAAGAGAAGCUUCUCUAGUCAGAGACCGCUGGUCGAGCGACAGAACAGAAAAGGAGAGCCUUCCCUGCUAGAGGCAAGCAAGAUGGUACGCACACCUGAAAAUCCCUCCACUUCCUCAUCUAACAGGAGUGACAGUUGGCAGAAUGGAGGGACGUCUUGCAAGAGCAGGAGCCCAGAUGAGACUGGUCCACUCUAUAGCUUAGAACCCCCAACAGAGGACAGAGAGCCCAGUGAGCUUACAGGGAAGAAAUUAGACAAAGAAAUGAAACCUGGAUCAAUCAAGACGGACAUUGUUGAACCGCUCACGCAAUAUGAACUCAGCAGCUACUCCAUUGAUGCUGAUUCAGUGGGACAAAACGUGGACCCAGAUGGAUACCAGGAUGCCUUGUCAAAAAAGCAACGACGUCCUCAGGAGGAUGAAAGGCGGAGAAAAGAACAGGGACCUUCUGUGCAGGUCAAGAACAGAACGGCCUCUUCCAAGAUACCGCCACGCUUCAUCAAAAAGCAGGGAAGCAUGAGCCUCGAGCAAACGGAAGAAGCAAUUUCUUCACCGAACAAUCUAGGAACAGAAAUCUGGGAGACCAACAGUUCAGCUCUCUCUGUGCAGUCUUCAGGGGGAGACUCAUGGACUAAACAGGUGUCUUACACUGGGAGUGAGCCCAACUCUGAGGAUUCCGACGCUGGUCCAGAACAGAGUAAAGAACAGCACAAACCAGGACCCAUCGGGAAUGAACGUUCCCUGAAGAACCGCAAGGGCUCAGAAGGUGUGGACAGAUUGGAAGGUGGCCCGAUAACACCAGUCAACGGUGUGGAUCUCCAUGUGGACAGUGUACUUCCUGUGCCUCCAAUUGAGUUCGGUGUCAGUGCCAAAGACUCUGAUUUCAGCCUGCCGCCUGGCUCUACCCCAGUACCCGUCUCCAAUCCUGUUAACAAGCUUCAGGAUACGCUUAGCACCGAUACAUCUCUAAAUCAGAGCAUCCCAAUGCUGCGUUCUAACCACCUGCAGCCUGGCAUCAGCCUCAAUACCAUCUUCCCCUCUGCUGACCUCACUCUCAAGAUGGAGUCGGCACGUAAAGCCUGGGAGAAUUCGCAGUCUCUCCCGGAGCAGGGCUCCCCCGGUGGUAGUGCUUCAGGCGCUCAGCCUCCCUGCAGCGUCGGGUCGUCCACCGGAGUCAGCUACAGCUCUUUUGGGGUUUCCAUGCCUCCAAUGCCUGUCGCGUCAGUGGCACCUUCCAUGUCCAUGCAAGGUAAUCCUAUUCCUCCGUUGUACAUGGACGGUCAUGUGUUUCCGAGUCAGCCACGUCUCGUUCCUCCCACCAUGACCCAGCAGCAGACCUAUCCACAGGCCGCAGCAGCUCAGCAGAUUCCCAUCUCUUUGCACACAUCUCUUCAGGCUCAGGCUCAGCUGGGGCUUCGUGGAGGUCUGCCUGUCUCUCAGUCGCAAGAGAUGUUUAACUCCAUCCCCCCCUUCAGGUCCCAGGUUUACAUGCACCCCAACCUGUCGCAGCCCAACCCCCUGGUGCUGUCUGGUGGGGCCCCCCUUAAAGGUCCUUACUCUGCUUUUCCUGGCAUGCAGCCGUCAGAUAUGGUGAAAUCCCAGUCAGGCUCACACUACCAGCCUAUGAACGGCAACCAGCAGCUUGUUUACGACGGUCAGAUGAACCAGGGGCCUGGUAUGGGUUCCUCACAACUGAUGGACUCCCAACUCAUCCAGGUGACGAUGCCCCUUCCCGGCUCUCAGCUGCGUUACGGUUCAGCUCAGCAGCACCUCAUCCUUCCCCAGUCCAUCCAGUUGCAACAGGGACAGAACCUGUCGGUGGGGGGGCCACGCCGGAUGCUACCACCAGGCUCCCAGGCUGCAGUCAUGGCAGGAAGCAGAGAGGGCUCACAGAUGGAAAUGAAAGGAUUCCAGUUCUCUGAGAAGCCCAAUCAUUCCCCAGGUUUAUCUGGAGGCUCCUACAGGCCUGGGUCUGCGAGCCCCAGUGGAAAGCCUUCCGGUCCUGGUGGGCCUGUCGGCCCUCUGCCUACCCUUUUUACUCAGCAGGUGUCGCCUGCUCAAGGCAGCAUGGUCAUGCACAUGCGGCCUCCCACCACUGGCCCUUUCCCCAGUCCCAUUCAGAGACCUGUCAUGCAGGUCAACAAGCCCGUCAUCAUCCGCUCCCCCCCUUACCCUAACCCUGGCCGCGACCCCUCCCAUUCCACCCCUCCUUCAGUCCCUGAGCCCACAGUCAAGGGGCCAGAGGAUGGCAUGAAGAGCAAAGCAUUGCGAGAAGUGCGCAAAGUGGUGGGGGAGGGCAAAUCACCACCAGGGGGCAUGACCAGCAAACUCCAAGAACCCUUACCUUCCACGGGUCAAGUCAAACCAGCACGCACUGGAGCCAUUAAACCCCAGGCUGUCAAAGUAGAAGAGGGCAAGGCAUAACAAUGGACCUUGAAGAUCCUCAUUGCCGCCAAGCCUACCAACUCGAAGAUCCUCGACGAAACGUGCGAGCCUUUGAAACACCCUCAUUAACCCACGGCUCCAAAGCAUAGGGGGGGUAAACAUGCAGUUACAAUGAAUUAACCAUGGACUUCCAGAACUGGACACUAUUAUUUCCCACCAAUUAUAGAGAUAUAUAUAAAUAUGAAUAUAUAUUAUACAUACACACAGACCAUCUUUUAAGCUGAUCUCUCCAAGGUCCACUUUAACUUAUUAUUAGACCCUUUUAAGGAGAGACUGGUUUGGGGGGGAAAAAAUAUAUAUAUAUAUAUAAAUAUAUAUAUAUAUACUUGUUUUGUGUUUUUCUUGGUAAGUGUGGAAAAAGAAAGUCAGCUAAUUCAGAUGGUUCACUUUUCAUGCUGUUUUGCCAAACUGUAUUUGCUUCCUGUAUAUGAACUGUAGCCCUACAGAACAGACCGGACACUUGAUAACAUAACCUACUGUAAGAAGCAAAGUCUGUUACUUCCCAUUUAACAACUUUGAAAUGCAGCGGGGCACUUUUUCUUUUUUUUUUUUUCUUUUUUUUUUUUUUUUUUGUCAUUUCCUUUCAGAGUUUGCUAGUAAAUAAAGGUUACCUUCAUGACCACCCG
Molecule: messenger RNA, 7526 nt
Organism: Gambusia affinis (western mosquitofish)
Lineage: Eukaryota; Metazoa; Chordata; Actinopteri; Cyprinodontiformes; Poeciliidae
Gene: prrc2b
Product: proline-rich coiled-coil 2B
Exons: 31
Coding region: 244-6879 (2211 amino acids)
Biological process (GO): cell differentiation
Source: RefSeq, a predicted model, not a curated record